Messenger RNA from Indicator indicator, 2097 nucleotides. Its product is annotated as protein-glutamine gamma-glutamyltransferase 6-like. The annotation marks the transcript as partial. Gene Ontology annotation, biological process: peptide cross-linking. The transcript has 12 exons. The record is from RefSeq and is a predicted model, not a curated record. Lineage: Eukaryota; Metazoa; Chordata; Aves; Piciformes; Indicatoridae. Gene Ontology annotation, molecular function: protein-glutamine gamma-glutamyltransferase activity.
UUAGCCCUGAAAAUAACAAACGUCAACUGGCACCCCAAACUGAACAAAGCUGCACACCACACUUCUGACUACAGCAGCAGAGAAGCAAUCCUGAGGAGAGGGCAGGCCUUCAGCAUCACUCUGAACCUCAAAAGCACAGCCCAGGCUGGAGAAAACUUCACCUUUAUUGCAAGCACAGGACCAGCUCCAUCAGAAUCACAGCAGACCAAGGCCGUAUUUAACCUUUCUGAGGAGGAUGCCAGUGGCUGGAGUGCAACCCAAGAGCCCAGUGAGCCUGGCUGCAUGAACUUCACGAUAGUCAGCCCAGCCAACGCUGUCAUCGGACGAUACAAACUCAAACUGCAGACUGUUUCUGGGAACAAGGUCUCCUCAACACCCCUGGGACACUUUGUGCUACUCUUCAAUCCCUGGUGUCCAAAUGAUGACGUCUACAUGGCUAAGGAAAAGGAGCGACGGGAGUACGUCCUGAACGACAGUGGAAUCAUAUUCCAGGGGCUGGAAAAAUGCAUUGAACAAGAAGCUUGGGACUAUGGACAGUUUGAAGAGGGAAUCCUGGAGAUCUCUCUGGCUAUCCUGGAUCGAAGCCUGAGCCACCGCCAGGAUCCAGCUGCUGAUGUCUCCAAGCGGAGCAGCCCUGUCUACGUGAGCAGGGUUGUCAGUGCCAUGGUUAACAGCAAUGACGAGAAAGGAGUGGUGGAAGGGAAGUGGAGAGGGAAUUACCGCUCGGGAACCAACCCCCUGCAGUGGAGUGGAAGUGUCCCCAUCCUGCGCCAGUGGUACCGCAGGAGGUACAAACCUGUCCGCUACGGCCAGUGCUGGGUCUUUGCAGGAGUGAUGUGCACAGUUCUGAGAUCCUUGGGAAUACCUACUCGAGUUAUUACAAACUUCAACUCUGCCCACGACAGGAACAUAAAUCUGAGCAUUGACAAGUACAUUGAUGCUUCUGGAAAGACCUUGCACCUGAGUGAAGACAGCGUGUGGAAUUUCCAUGUGUGGAAUGAAAGCUGGUUCAUUAGAAGAGAUCUUGGCUCUUUUUAUGAUGGAUGGCAGGUUCUGGAUGCAACACCCCAGGAAAAAAGCAAAGGCAUAUAUCAGUGUGGCCCUGCCUCCACCAGAGCCAUUAAGGAAGGGGAUGUGAACCUGGAUUACGACAGCUCCUUUGUGUUUGCAGCAGUGAAUGCUGACUAUGUCACUUGGAUUCACUACAGCAAGAAAAGAAAAGAGAGAAUUUACUCUGAUACUAGGAAGAUUGGAAAAUUUAUCAGCACCAAAGCAGUGGGCACCAACUCCCGUGUGGAUGUCACUGCCAACUACAAAUACCCAGAAGGAUCCCCCAAAGAAAGGAGGGUGUAUAAGAAAGCUCUGAAGCUGCUGGGUGUGAGAAGCACUGGGAAGAGAACCAAAAUCAGGAGACGCAGAAGACCAAACAGGACACAGCCUGCACAGAAACCCAGCAUCUCAGGGAAGCUGAUCCUUGAGGCACCUCCUGUCAUGGGCCAGGACAUCCUCCUUACCUUGGCACUCAGGAACUUGGUCUCAGAUUUCAAGACCAUCAAGGUUAAACUGAGGGCUUCAGCCAUUCUCUACACAAGAAAACCAAAGGCAGAGAUUUUGCAGCUGUCUAGGUCUGUUAAACUGGGAUCAGAAGAAGCAAAAGAGGUUCCCUUCAAGAUCUCCUACACCCAGUACAAAGACUCUCUGAAGGAGGACAGGAAGAUCCUAGUGACAGCUCUAUGUGAAACCAAGCAGGGAGCCUCACUUCUAGUGGAAAAAGACAUUGUACUUCAGAACCCUUUGCUCACCAUCCAGGUCCUGGGUCCAGCAGUGGUACACAAGGCUGUCAAUGUGGAGGUGACCUUCACUAACCCACUGUCUGAAACUGUGACAGACUGUGUGUUGAGAGCAGAAGGCAGUGGCCUGCUCCAAGAGCAGCUCAGAAUCAGUGUGGCAAGAAUGGGCCCCCUGGAGAGCUCAACAAUCCAGUUUGAAAUCAUUCCCUAUAAAAGUGGCACCAGGCAGCUUCAGGUGGACUUGGUUUGCAUCCACUUUUCAGACAUUAAGGGAUUUGUGAUGGUUGAUGUGGGCCCUGCUCACUGA